AUCAUUGUUGUUAAUAACAAACAAACACAAAUACACAAUACUGAUAAAUUAGAAUUUUUGAUUAUCGACAGUUAUUUUACAUAGUUUUUCUGAUUAUUCGAUAAGAAUUUUUGAUUGUCAUUAUCAAAAUUAUCAGUUAAUUAAAAAAUAAUUAUUAAAGUCUAGAAUUAAGAAUCAUACAAAAAAUAAUAACCUAUGUAUACAUGUAAAUUUUGUUCCGUCGUGUGUUUAAGUUUCCAAAGUUGAAGUAAAAAUCUUACAUCGUUCCUUCUGCUUUAAUAAAAUGGAUACAUUUGAAAAAUAAACCGACAAUCAAAAAAGCUCCAAAAUUUAUUUAAUGGAGUAACUUACUUUGUAUUAAAAAAAACCAACGAACAAUUAGCUAAACAAUGGCAGUGUUACAUCGUGCUUUAUUUACUUGGUUUGAACUGUUAAUAUUUUUAAUAUUACUUGUCUUAAGGUUAGAUCAAAGAAUACAGUGGAAUUGGUUUAUUGUUUUUAUACCAAUGUGGGUGUAUGAUAGUAUUUUAUUAAUUUAUAUUGUAUUUAAUAUCAUAUCACAUUGUAAAAAUGGUCAUAAUCAAAUGGAAGGAUUACGCCGUAAGGCUUGGCAUAUGAUAGCAGUUUUAUUAAAAUUAAGUGUACAAUUAUUAAUUUGUUUACGACUAGAAGCACCGUAUUGGAAUUUACCAGCAAAAGCUGUGCUAUCACCAUUUUUGAUUCUUCUACCAGCAUUAACAGUUGAUGUUUUCAUUCAUCUAAUUCAACACUCCCGAUAUUUAUAAUAUUAAGAAUUAUUUUGCAC
Molecule: messenger RNA, 805 nt
Organism: Chelonus insularis
Lineage: Eukaryota; Metazoa; Arthropoda; Insecta; Hymenoptera; Braconidae
Product: transmembrane protein 60
Exons: 2
Coding region: 390-785 (131 amino acids)
Source: RefSeq, a predicted model, not a curated record